AUGAAGCCCGCCUUUGCCAUUGUCUCAGGCCUGCUCGUCGUGGCAGCCGCGCACACGACACCUCGCGGCGUUGAUGGCUUCCCUUUGCUACAGAAGCGUCAAGACAAAGGGCCAUCUGGGCCGUCCACCGGGAACCUGCCCCGCGAUCAGAUCGGCUCCGUUCCAUAUGGCACAACCAUCACGCGUUGCAAGUCACCCGGCAUGAUGGCACUCACCUUUGACGACGGCCCCGACGUGUACACGUCGCGGAUUCUAGACAUUUUAGACUCCUACAAGGCCAAAGCCACCUUCUUCAUCGCCGGCAACAACAGGGACAAGGGGCCCAUGGACGACCCCGCGCGGCCGUGGCCCCGCGUGCUCCGGCGCAUGCACGACGCCGGCCAUCACCUGGCCAGCCACACCUGGACGCACCGUAACCUCAACAAGGUCAACAGGACGAUCCAGUACUCGGAGAUGAUCUACAACGAAAUGGCCUUUGGCAACAUCUUUGGCUGGGUGCCCACGUACAUGCGGCCGCCGUACCUCGAGUGCAGCGCCGCGAGCGGGUGCACCGACCUGCUCCGCACGCUGGGCUACCACAUCAUCAACAGCAACAUCGACACCAAGGACUACCUCAACGACGCGCCCGAGAACAUCCACCUCUCCAAGGAGCGUUUCGAGCGGGCGCUGUCGUCGGACCCCUCGCGCAACAGCUACAUUACGCUCGCGCACGAUGUGCACUAUGAGACCGUGGAGACGCUGACGGCCUACAUGAUUGAGUUGUCGCGGCGCCGCGGCUACAAGCUCGUCACCGUGGGCGAAUGUCUGGGCGAUCCCGUGUCCAACUGGUACCGAAAGGCGUCGAAUGGGCCAAGAUCGCCGACACCGACGACGACGCAAGCCCCGACAUCGACCUCGUCGUGGUGCACGCCCCCGGCGACGACGGACCGCAUCUCGCCCGACCAGACGUGCGGCGGCGGCAAGGGGUACACCUGCCAGGGAUCGAAAUAUGGCAGCUGCUGCUCGUUUUACGGAUUCUGUGGUUUCAGCGACAUGUACUGCGGAACGGGCUGCGACGGCGACUUUGGGACGUGUAACAAUGUGCCGCCGGGCACCAGCGACACCACCAACGGGCUCUGCGGGGCCAAGUUUUCCGCGACCUGUCUCAACUUUGGCAGCAAGACGUGCUGCUCGGAGAAUGGCUUCUGCGGCGAUACGUCUGCGCACUGUGGCGCCGGAUGCCAGAGCGACUUUGGUCGCUGCGACUAG
Cordyceps militaris CM01 is the source of this 1248-nucleotide messenger RNA. Its product is annotated as chitin deacetylase. Gene Ontology annotation, molecular function: hydrolase activity, acting on carbon-nitrogen (but not peptide) bonds; chitin binding. The coding region runs from base 1 to 1248 and encodes 415 amino acids. The transcript is spliced from 5 exons. The record is from RefSeq and is a predicted model, not a curated record. Gene Ontology annotation, biological process: carbohydrate metabolic process. Lineage: Eukaryota; Fungi; Ascomycota; Sordariomycetes; Hypocreales; Cordycipitaceae.